Messenger RNA from Rotaria sp. Silwood2, 672 nucleotides. NCBI's taxonomy places the organism in Eukaryota, Metazoa, Rotifera, Eurotatoria, Philodinida, Philodinidae. The record is from the annotation of a GenBank genome assembly.
AUGAACUUGCGUGAACCACUUUUACGUGGUAUUUAUGGCUUUGGUUUCGAGCGACCAUCUGCUAUUCAGCAACGUGCAAUUAAACCGUGUAUUUUGGGACACGAUGUAAUUGCUCAGGCACAGUCGGGUACAGGCAAAACAGCUACAUUUACUAUUUCGAUUUUACAACGAAUCGACGUGAAUUUCAAAGAUUGCCAAGCACUUAUUUUGGCUCCUACACGAGAAUUGGCUCAACAGAUUCAAAAGGUGGUGUUAGCACUUGGCGACUAUAUGAGUGUCACAUGUCAUGCUUGUAUCGGCGGUAACAAGGUUCAGGACGACAUUAAACGACUUGAAUCAGGCGUACAAGUUGUUGUCGGCACACCAGGUCGUGUCUAUGAUAUGCUCCAGCGAAGAGCUCUUCAAAGCAAGAAUAUCAAAAUGCUUGUGUUGGAUGAAGCUGAUGAAAUGCUUAAAGAAGGAUUCAAAGAACAAAUCUACAACAUUUUCAUGUUGAUGCCAGAAAAUAUUCAGACCAUUCUUCUGUCGGCUACUAUGCCCAGUGACAUCCUGCAAGUUACAACAAAAUUUAUGACUGAUCCGAUUAAAAUUCUCGUCAAAAAAGAAGAAUUGACGCUUGAUGGUAUCCAGCAAUUUUAUAUCGACAUUCAACGUGAAGUAAGUGUUCAAUAG